Molecule: messenger RNA, 1036 nt
Organism: Mercenaria mercenaria
Lineage: Eukaryota; Metazoa; Mollusca; Bivalvia; Venerida; Veneridae
Exons: 4
Coding region: 239-922 (227 amino acids)
Source: RefSeq, a predicted model, not a curated record
AACAGUUUAAAGCUAGGAAACCUGAACUGAAUUUAUGUAAGCUAUUGGUCGGGAAUCGCUUUAAAAUAUCAAAUGUCAAAUUUUGCAUUCUAAUCAAUCAGAAACUGGCAACUUGUGACGAAAAUCAAUCAAAAGACCACAAAAUACGUAAUCAUGUUUACAAGCUUGUCUGAAGAAGCAUAUAAAUAGAAGACAAUAUUUUCACUAAACGUUCGGACAUUCGGCUUGCACGUUCAGCAUGAAUACCAUCUAUAUACUUACAGCCUUAUGCGCUGUUUUCGAUAUUUCACAAGGUAUAAAAUAUGGAGGUAUCAUGGCAGGCGGCGGUGGUGGAAUGAUGCCAUAUUCAGGUGGGAUGAUGGGCCGUGGAAUGCGCUAUGGCUAUGGUAGUUUGGGCGGCGCAAUGGGAGGAACCGGCUUUGGAGGAAUGCGCGAAAUAGGAUAUGGCAGAACAGGCGGCGUAGGUUACGGUGGAAUGAGCAGUAUGGGCUAUGGUGGGAUGAGGUCUGGCGGAAUGAGUGGUAUGGGACGAAUGAGUUUUGGCGGAGUGGAUGGGAUGGGUGGAGUGGAUGGGAUGGGCGGAACAGGUGGUAUUGGUGGAAUGAAUAGGAUGGGUGGAAUGGGUAUGAUGGGCGGAACAGGUGGUAUGGGUGGAAUGGGUAUGAUGGGCGGAAUGGGUGGGAUGGGUGGUCAUAUGGGUCAUGGUGGGAUAGAUGGCGGUAUGAUGAAUGGCAUUGGUGGAAUGACUGGAGGGAUGAGCGGCUUUGGAAUGAACAGACGAGGACACCACUACAAUAAAUGCUCAUGCAGAAAGCGCUGUUACCCAGCGGAAAGAUACGCAGGACGCUGUUGGUGGUGUAAAUAUCAUCACUGUAGGGUCCGAUGCUGUAGAAGAAUAUGGUCCUUCCACCACCAAGGUUAAGGGUAUUCGAUUCCGGAAUGUGCAAUGAAAACUAAGUCAACGUGGUUUACAUAUAUGCUCGUUACUGUUCAUCGCUUAUUUAGUCUCGCUAUAAUAAACUUAUUUCUGCAUUCA